GGCCCUCCUUCCAGUCCACCUCGCAGCAACCACCCGCGCUCCGCCGAGAGCCAAAGCCCCCGAGCGAGCUCACACAGCAAGCGAGCUUCCUCGGCUCGGUCGCCUCCGCCUUCGCCUCGUCAGGAGCCCAGGACCCGCGGCAAAGGUAGCCAGCGAGCAAUCGGACGCGGUCUCGGACGUUAACGGCCGGCCGGCGGAGAGAGAUGGGGCGCGCUCCCUGCUGCGAGAAGAUGGGGCUGAAGAGGGGCCCCUGGACGCCGGAGGAGGACAGGAUCCUGGUGGCGCACAUCGAGCGCCACGGCCACAGCAACUGGCGCGCGCUGCCCAAGCAGGCGGGCCUGCUGCGCUGCGGCAAGAGCUGCCGCCUCCGCUGGAUCAACUACCUGCGCCCGGACAUCAAGCGCGGCAACUUCACCCGCGAGGAGGAGGACGCCAUCAUCCACCUCCACCACAUGCUCGGCAACAGAUGGUCGGCAAUCGCUGCCAGGCUGCCGGGGAGGACCGACAACGAGAUCAAGAACGUCUGGCACACGCACCUCAAGAAGCGCCUCGAGCCCAAGCCUGCCAGCCAGCAGCAGGCGGCGCCCAAGCGCAAGCCCAGGAAGCAGCAGCAGGCUGAUGCGGAGGUCGUGGUGCUCGACGGCCCGACCAGCAGCACCGUGCCCGUGUCGCCGGAGCAGUCGCUCUCCACGUCGACCACCUCCUCCACCGACUACUCGGCGGCCUCGUCGCUGGACAACAACGCGGACAGCUUCACCUCGGAGGAGGACUACCAGAUCGAGGACAGCUUCUGGUCCGAGACGCUGGCGAUGGCGGUGGACAGCUCCGAUCAUUCUUCCGGGAUGGAGAGGGAGGACUCCCCCGCCGCGCCGGCGGCCAACGACGAGAUGGACUUCUGGCUCAAGCUGUUCAUGCAGGCCAGCGACAUGCAGAAUAAUCUGCCCCAGAUUUAGGCGGCAUGCUAUCUAGAUGGUUCAUAGCUCGACCGGCUGAUCAUAUUCUUUGCCUCACAAUUCUUUGAAUCUUUGUCCUGCUCCGUUUUGGUGGGUGUAUAUCCAACUGAAAGAUUGGGAAGCGAAAAGCAAUUGCUUGAUGAUCA
Panicum hallii is the source of this 1099-nucleotide messenger RNA. RefSeq names its product transcription factor MYB30-like. The coding region runs from base 204 to 953 and encodes 249 amino acids. The transcript has 2 exons. The record is from RefSeq and is a predicted model, not a curated record. NCBI's taxonomy places the organism in Eukaryota, Viridiplantae, Streptophyta, Magnoliopsida, Poales, Poaceae.